AUGGCACCUUCUGAUCGUCUGAACCAGAUUAACAAACACCUUAACUACCCGGCCGGUCUUCUUGCUGGUCAAGUGGCCAUCAUUACCGGUGCGGGCCAAGGUAUUGGUGCGGAGGCAGCUCGGCUUUUCGCCAAUGAGGGCGCCAAGGUUGUAGUAGCAGAUAUCGAUGGCAAGAAAGCCAACGCGGUCGCUGACGCCAUCAAUGCCGCCGAGCCUGGCCGCGCCUUGGCUGUGGCUGGCGACGUUCUGGACAGCAACUACAUCACCGAGCUUGUGAAGCGCACAGCCGAGUUCGGUGGUGGUAAGAUCCAUAUCAUUGUCAACAAUGCUGGGUUCACUUGGGACGGUGUAAUUCACAAGAUCACCGAUAAACAAUGGGAUACUAUGCUUGCAGUGCACAACACUGCGCCUUUCCGGCUGGUGCGAGAGGCCGCGCCGUAUUUUCGCGUCAAGGACCAGGAGCCACGGGUUGUCAUCAACAUCAGCAGCACAAGUGGUAUUCAUGGCAAUGCUGGCCAAGCCAACUACGCAGUCGCUAAAGCCGGCGUCGUUGGUCUGACCCGCACCAUUGCUAAGGAAUGGGGCCCUGCCUUCGGGGUACGCUCUAAUACUAUCGCCUUUGGCUAUGUGACUACUCGUCUUACGGCUGCCAAGGAGGAGGGCGCCUUCGUCACCACCCCUGACGGUACUAAGGUCGCGCUGGGCAUUCCUGGCAAGCAACUUGCUACCAAGAAGGGCGAUGAGUCGUCGAAGGCUGAGUCUUUCCCGGAUAUCCCAUUGCGGAGACCGGCGAGCCCUGAGGAAGCGGCGCGGUCUAUUUUGGGUGUUGCUAGCCCAUACUUCUCCUAUGUGAAUGGGGAGACGAUCCGGGUCACCGGUGGGCGCAAUAUGUAA
Molecule: messenger RNA, 894 nt
Organism: Penicillium longicatenatum
Lineage: Eukaryota; Fungi; Ascomycota; Eurotiomycetes; Eurotiales; Aspergillaceae
Product: SDR family NAD(P)-dependent oxidoreductase
Exons: 4
Coding region: 1-894 (297 amino acids)
Molecular function (GO): oxidoreductase activity, acting on the CH-OH group of donors, NAD or NADP as acceptor
Source: RefSeq, a predicted model, not a curated record